GCUAUUCAUUCGAAAUUGUGUAUUUUCUAAAAUGACUCUUUUAGUUUUUCACGAUAUUAAAAAAAAGUUGUUUUUUAUUUGCGGAUCUAAAAGCUUAUUUAUUUAGAUGUAUUGCUAAACGAUUACAAAAAUGUUUACAACUUUUUUUGAUUGACUUGUUUUAUAAAGUAUACCUAAUAAUAUGUUAAACGGGAAUUUAAACUCAAACUCGUUUUGAUAGUUGAAAUGGAUUUUAUUGAUUAUAACGAUUAUAAUGAUGAUGAUAAUGAUGAUGACUAUUCAGAUUAUGAUGAUAUGGAAGUUGAUUCAGAAUUAAUUAAUGAAGACGAAUUAUUUCUAGAUGAGAACUCUGGAGAUGAAAGUGAAUAUUCAGCAGAUACCAAUGACAGUACAACCAGAGAUUCAAGUGAUCAAAUAUUACCUGUAGAUGUAGUAGAUGACAAUUCCAAUUCAACGGAUUCUCAUACAUCAUCAAAUGCUUCUGCAUCACCUAUGUUAGUUCAACAGAAUGAACCACAUGAUGCCGAACCAACAAUAUCCAACAACACCUCAGCAAAUCAAGAGAGAUCAACGACUGACGAUAUAAGUACUGUAGUUCCAAACAACGAUGAAAGUAUUACCGAUGACGAUGCUUUUUCUUGUCCAAUUUGUUUGGAAGGAUUAACUAAUACUGGUGGACAUAAACCAGCGUGUUUGAAAUGUGGCCAUAUUUUUGGAGAAAACUGUUUACAAAGAUGGAUAAAGACUGGAUGUAAUAGUGAAUCAAGGAGGUGUCCAACGUGUAAUACGAAAGCUUCUCUAAAAGACAUACGAGUGUUAUACACAAAAAAACUAGUGGCAGUGGAUACAGCUGAAUUAACUGCUCUACAAGCUAAGCUUGAAAAAGAAACACGAGAAAAAAACGUAUUAACAAUGGAAGUUGAAAAAUGGAAAAUAAGAUCUGAAAGCUUGAAUAAUGAAUUAAAAAUGCUUAAAGAUUCUGUUGAAAAAGCAGUACAGUCUGGCCAAGGACCAUUUAUUAGCGAGCAAACUUCUAUUCGACAAUGUCUGAAAAAAAUUGUUAUUUGUAAAGAGGUUGGUGGCUGCAGAGUUAUGGCCUUCAACAAAACAAACAUGUUGUUGGCAGUCACAGCACAGUGCGAUAAUCCCUUGUUUAAUGGUACUCAUGGAAUCAGAAAAAUAAACGCAUCUAUACUUGAACUGGCUAAAGGAACUGUUUAUGUGCAUAAAAAACCAAUCCGUGAUAUGAAAUUUCAUCCAGUAGAUAGUAAUUUGUUAGCGUCUGCUAGUUUGGACAAAUUUAUAAAAUUGACUGAUUUUAAUUCAAAUGCAGUUGUAGCAUCCGUUGAAACACCAGAACCCUUGUGGUCGUGCAGUUGGGCCGGUGAUAAUACUAAUAUGUUAGUGGCUGGCAGUCAGAUGGGUUCUUUAUUUUAUGUCGAUCGUAGGUUUAUGAAAUUGGUAGAAUCUGACAUUAAAAGAGCACCCGCUUGUGUUUCAAUUAUUCCGUUGCCACCGUCCUGCAGUCGAUCAUUUAUUUCCGGUGGAUUCCUCAGAACUAGAAUGGAUAUAUUAUCUGCAUUUGAACAAGAAACAGACGCUAUUGCGUACAAAGAAACGCUGUUACCAUUAAAAGGCUUUUGGAGUAGUACAUCAUUUGAUGAAAGCUCAAAUCUUAUUUUGACGUCCGCUAAACCGUGUGGUGCUAAUACGGCCAUGAGGCAUAUUGUUUCAAGGAUAGCAAAUUACAAUGAACCUACCGUAAUACAACCAGUUGUCACGUUUUAUGGUGGUGAUAAAGCUACGCAAAUUUCCCGAUCGUGUUUAGUACCAUCAGGUGGAUCCAAUGAAGAUACAUUAGUGUGUGCUUACGAUGAAAAAGCAAAUCAAGUGAAAUUAUUCAGUGUGAAUUCAUGUAGAAGUAUUCACAAUUUCCACGUCCGUGACACAUUUUUAGAUUUGUGCCAUUUAGAUGGUGUGGUUAAUAAUGGGAGGCGAACCAUAGCUGCAUUAUCAGAAAAAUCGCUGAGCAUUUUCUCAGUUUAAAAUAACUCAUUUAUUUGUAUUAAUUAUAAUAAAAAUGUUUCCUAUAUUUUUAGUUUUUGUUUUAAAAUUUUUUUUAUAUAAUAUACGUAAUAUAAGUUAUUGCUGCCAAUUAUUAAAAGUACAAAUUAAACAAAAAAAAAAAUGUACAUUUAGUUUGGUUUAUAACAUUGACAGAUUCCGUAUUACUGAAGUCUGACCGA
Messenger RNA from Adelges cooleyi (spruce gall adelgid), 2246 nucleotides. Its product is annotated as E3 ubiquitin-protein ligase RFWD3-like. The coding region runs from base 226 to 2046 and encodes 606 amino acids. Gene Ontology annotation, molecular function: protein binding; metal ion binding; ubiquitin protein ligase activity. Gene Ontology annotation, biological process: interstrand cross-link repair; protein ubiquitination. The record is from RefSeq and is a predicted model, not a curated record. The transcript is spliced from 10 exons. Lineage: Eukaryota; Metazoa; Arthropoda; Insecta; Hemiptera; Adelgidae. Gene Ontology annotation, cellular component: nucleus.